Molecule: messenger RNA, 1052 nt
Organism: Pieris napi
Lineage: Eukaryota; Metazoa; Arthropoda; Insecta; Lepidoptera; Pieridae
Product: pro-resilin-like
Exons: 7
Coding region: 110-715 (201 amino acids)
Cellular component (GO): extracellular matrix
Source: RefSeq, a predicted model, not a curated record
CACAGUUGUGUUUGAACUAGAAAGGUGCGCUGUGUGUUCUCUAUUUAAAUUUCCCGCGUAAACGUUUCAAAGGCGCUUUUUAUUGUGAAAUUUUAGGUAAAAUUGCAGCAUGAUGUCACUUUUAAAGUUGUUUACCACCGUUCUUCUGGCAACUUUGGUGUGCUGUGAGCCUCCAGUCUACAGAACUUACCAGAAUGGAUACAAUCGACCUUCGAAUAAUUACUUACCACCAAACCCAGGAUUUAAUCUACCAAACACCUACUUGCCACCGCAUACUGGAAACCCAACAGAUUUUAACGGCAACGGACAAGGUCACGGACAAGGUCACGGACAGAAUCAUGGCAAUGAUCAUCACGGCCAUGGGGAUGAGAGUGAAGUGCCUAAAGCCUAUGAGUUCGGCUAUUCCGUGAAAGACGCGGCCACGGGAAACGAUUAUGACCGACGGGAGAUGUCAGACGGCAAUGAAGUGCGGGGCGAAUAUAGGGUGCAGUUACCCGAUGGAAGGACUCAGAUAGUAUCAUAUCACGCGGAUUGGCAAACCGGCUUCCACGCUGAUGUUAGGUAUGAAGGAGAGGCGCACUACCCAGAAAAUAAUAAUUUAGGUUACAACACCGGUUACAACUAUAACACACCGGAUUACUCUGGUUCUCUCAGCGGUUUCCAUGGCAACCAGCAGUUACCGAAGCCAUCGUACGGACCACCUUCAUUUCAUUGAGACUUCAUUAAAAACAUGUACUUAUGACUAGUUUAUAUGCAAAAAAUCUCUAAAGCAAUAUAUUAUAAUUAACGAAUUCGAAAAACAUAUAAUUUAUAGAUAUAGCACUUUCAAAUACUUACUUAAAAAUAUUUACACAAAAUUAUUUUUAGCACUAUAUAAAUACUCAUUUUUUAAAUUUAAAUAUGUUAUAUUACUUAUAAACUUGAUAAAAAUUUAGAGAUUUCGUAAACUUAUAAUAAGAAAGUAUUAUUAGUUUUAUCUUUUAAUACCACAAAGUAUUUUAGAUAAUGUACAAACGUAGUAUUAUUUUUGUAAUAAAUACAUUUUUAAUAAA